CUCAAAGAUGAGCAACCCCUUUAAAAAAAGUAUAGGGUAAAUCGAUGUAUUUAUUGGAUGAAAACGAGUGAAAUAUGGUUUUGUGUCUUUACAGGAGAAAAUGUUACAAUGGGAACAUGUUUUGUAUCCUCAACUAAAAUGAAAGAUUUUGGAAUGUGAAGGUGACGCCUAGAGAUGAGAGAACAAUUCACGUUAUUUUUGACUGGAAUUGCAGUGUAUGUGCUUCUCUACUGGGAACCCUCAACCUCUUCUGGGACUCUACCUCAAAUGUACACAGGAACAUUCCACUAAAGAAACGAUCCAACAGCCAAUGGCGAAUAAGACACGGGUGUCAGAACUUUUUCUACUUGGCUUUCCAGGACUCAAUGAGACUUUUGAUGUCCCCAUCUCCAUUGGCUUGUUUCUUGCUUACAUCAUCUCUCUCUUUGCAAACGCUACAGUGAUACUUCUAAUUGCUUUUAAUCGCCACUUGAAUCAGCCGAUGUACAAGAUAAUGGUGAACCUCGCUGUGUCCGACCUGCUGUUUGACACAAUAACCCUGCCCAAAAUUAUUGCAAAGUACUGGUUCGGUGCUGGAUCUAUUCCCUACUGUGUGUGCAUCUUGCAACUUUUCUGCGUACAUUUUCUCGGAAGCUUUGACGCCUACAUCAUUAUGUUAAUGGCUUUGGAUCGUUAUAUAGCCAUUUGCUACCCUCUGAGAUACGUUUGCAUAAUGACCAACAGAACCACCUGCAUUCUCUGCUGCUUCUUCUGGAUCUUUGCUGGAGCCAUCGGUGCAGUAAUAGCCAUCCUGGAUUCUACAGUUCCCAUCUGCAACAAAAACAAAAUAAAAGGCUGUUUCUGCACCAAUACGGCCCUCACUGCAUUAUCGUGCAUGGACGUUACCUUCGUGAAACGACUGGCGUUUGGCCUGGCCAUGUUCGUUCUCCUGUUGCCUUUCACUUUUAUUAUAUUCUCCUACGUUGCCAUCAUCAAGGCCAUCUGCUCACGGGACCAUUUUGAAAACUGGCGCAAAACGUUUUAUACCUGCGCCACGCACCUCCUGGUUAUUGGUUUAUUUUUUAUUCCCAGGAUAUUUGUGUAUGUUUCUAAUCAGUUUCAGUUAAUUCUGGAGGAGGAUUUGAAUGUUCUGCUUCUUUGCUUGUAUACGUUCGUUCCGCACAUGGCAAAUCCCGUGAUAUACUGUCUGAGGACUAAGGAAAUCCGAAAAACCAUUGGGAGGUUCUUCCGGAAGAUCAUUAGCAAAGUAAAAAAUCCUAUCUCAGUAAGUGUCAUUAUCAACUAAAUGGUUUGAUUAUUUGGGCUCCAAACAUAGUAGAUUGUUGCACAAAAUGAAGGCAGUCAACAUUGUAGCCACGAGACAAGGCUUUUGCCACCGAAAUCUGGUUGGAAAUCCAUAUGAUGCAUCGAUGUGGUCCUUUGCCAUUUGACCUCCGCAGGGUGCCAAAAACAUAAGCCAAGAUCUU
Messenger RNA from Xenopus laevis (African clawed frog), 1466 nucleotides. It is a transcript of the gene or30g1.L, whose product is annotated as olfactory receptor 1. The transcript has 2 exons. The record is from RefSeq and is a predicted model, not a curated record. NCBI's taxonomy places the organism in Eukaryota, Metazoa, Chordata, Amphibia, Anura, Pipidae. Bases 218 to 1285 code for a protein of 355 amino acids.